Molecule: messenger RNA, 616 nt
Organism: Drosophila rhopaloa
Lineage: Eukaryota; Metazoa; Arthropoda; Insecta; Diptera; Drosophilidae
Exons: 2
Coding region: 63-614 (183 amino acids)
Source: RefSeq, a predicted model, not a curated record
UUUAAAGAACAACAAUCACAAUUAUCCAAAAAAAUAUUUUGUUUCAAAAAAUUAUCAGAACAAUGAAAUCCGAAAAACUUAAAAGAAACUUUUGGAUCACCGCCGAAAUAGAGUGUAUGCUAGACUUAAUAAAGGAAGUAAACAACUGUCAAGGAGCCUUGUCCACGAGCACCACGCAAUAUACAUUUAUUCAGAUUGCCAACCAGAUGAAAAAGCGAGGAUUCCCGAAUAAGUCUCCCACUCAAAUCAGAAGGAAAUGGUUUCAAAUGAAAAGUGCUUAUCUGUGUUACAAGAAGGGCAACGUUGAUAGAUUAUUUCUUAUACCGGAGAAAUUCCGAAAUGUAAUCGCUCAGUUCGUAGAAAGCGGUGAAAAAAUUGGACGUUCGAACUUGUCAACUAUCUCGACUGGAACUCCGCCAAUAAUGCAACAAAGCCAAGAAGUUCUUUCAGAGGAAGAUACUUCGGUCAUGGAUAAAUUUCUAAUUCAAAUCAGAAAGAACAAUAAAAUGAUCAAUUCUGAGUAUCUAAAGAUGGAAGAAUCGCUACUACAAUAUGAGCAGAAAUGUCAAUUUAUUCGAGACAGGAAUCUUAUAAAGCUGAUCGAUAUCUAUUAGUU